UCGACAGUGCGCAGCAUAAACGUCAAAGAGAGAGCUGAAAAACACGAAUACAUGAAUUUGUGAUUAUCAUUUUCGUUCCGCCGUAUAUCGUAUAGUUUUUACAGCAGCAGUGCAUCUCGGCUUAAGAGAACGUUCAAUUGUAAUCUAAAGCAAUUUACGAUGACAGAUCCGGCUGAAAACGUAGUGUUCGGCCAGCCACGGCGAUUGUCAGAAGAAAGCGAUAGUAGUGAUGAAAAUCCGGCUGGUACAGAUCGUAAUGCACCAUCUACCGACAGGGACAUCCCGGGUCAAUCGAAUCCGGGAAAGCGCGCCGCUAGCGAUGAUAGUGACGAUUCGCAUUCCAAUGAGAAAAAACAUAAAAGUAAUCACACGGCCGUAGUGGCAACGCACUACAAUCAAAUUGAAGAACGUGGCCUGCAAGAGCGGACUAAAUCAAGAAUUUUUUACAUGAGAAAUUUUAACAAUUGGAUCAAGAGCAUACUUAUCAACAAGUAUCUGGAUAUUGUGAAGGAGAAGACAACCCGAGGCAAUCCUCUGAGGGUUAUGGAUAUGUGCUGCGGAAAGGGAGGAGAUUUGCUCAAAUGGUCGAAGGGUAACAUCACCCAUCUCAUUUGUACGGACAUUGCGGAGGUCAGUGUGGAGCAAUGUGAGGCACGCUACAAGAAAAUGCGUCCGACGAAUGAGGGAGGAAAAUUUUUUACGGCAGAAUUUUUCACUGCGGAUGCCACCUUGCAGCGAUUAAGGGAAAAAUACAAAGAUGUUUCGAUAGACUUGAACUUGGUGAGCUGUCAGUUUGCAUUUCACUACUGCUUCGAAUCGUUGAAGCAAGCAGAAUUCAUGCUGAAGAAUGCUGCGGAAUGUCUGAAGGAGGGGGGAUACUUUAUCGGAACGAUUCCGGACGCCAACGAGAUCAUGAAACGGCAACGGGCUGCCGGCAGCGAUUCAUUCGGCAACGAAGUCUAUCGCAUUUCGUUCCUAUGUGAUACGGAGAAACCGCCCCUAUUCGGGGCAAAAUACAACUUUCAAUUAGAUGGCGUGGUUGACUGUCCGGAGUUUUUGGUUCACUUUCCGACACUGAUUAAACUGGCGCAAAAGUUUGGUCUUCGGUUAAUCGAAAAAAAGCGCUUCGAUGAGCUGUACGAGGAAUCGAUUUCUAACUGGAGAGGACUGAUAGAGAAGAUGCAGGCGUUGGAAACGUUUCCCGGGCAGUCCAGGAGCGACUGCGAACGGCAGCAAAACAAGGAAGAGUACCGUCACGCCGAGCAUUUUCUCGAUCAGAAGAAGGAUGGUCGGAGGGGCAAGGUUGGAACGCUGUCCAAGUCGGAGUGGGAGGCGGGAACCUUGUAUAUGUUUUUUGCGUUUCAAAAGAUGAAGACUAGCUGGGAUAAAAAUGGUAAACCGGUAUAUUCCUAGGGUUAGAAAAGACACAACCAAACGAAAUUUUUAACAACGCGAGAACGGGCUGAUGUUUUCAUUUUUGGACGAAGUUCUCAAUUUUCAGAUUGUGCAUUCACAAAUAUGUUUUCGUUUGUUUUUGUCUAUUAAGCAUGUAUUUUUUCUCUAUCUUAGCGAUAGAUUUUGUUACAAAUGAAAAGAUAACUUUUAAAUUUAAACUGACAGAAAAAUAUAUGCAUUCAAUACUUUC
Molecule: messenger RNA, 1645 nt
Organism: Topomyia yanbarensis
Lineage: Eukaryota; Metazoa; Arthropoda; Insecta; Diptera; Culicidae
Gene: Rnmt
Product: mRNA cap guanine-N7 methyltransferase
Exons: 3
Coding region: 160-1413 (417 amino acids)
Biological process (GO): 7-methylguanosine mRNA capping
Cellular component (GO): nucleus
Molecular function (GO): mRNA 5'-cap (guanine-N7-)-methyltransferase activity
Source: RefSeq, a predicted model, not a curated record